This is a messenger RNA of Sardina pilchardus (European sardine), 2892 nucleotides long. RefSeq names its product retinol-binding protein 3-like. The record is from RefSeq and is a predicted model, not a curated record. The transcript has 8 exons. Lineage: Eukaryota; Metazoa; Chordata; Actinopteri; Clupeiformes; Clupeidae. Gene Ontology annotation, biological process: proteolysis. Gene Ontology annotation, molecular function: serine-type peptidase activity; retinol binding. The coding region runs from base 1 to 2892 and encodes 963 amino acids.
AUGGCGAGAGCGGGCAGGAUGAUGAUGGCGAUGCCAACGCUGCUGCUGCUGCUGCUGGCGCUGCUACUGCCGGGCCAGACGCGGGCCUCGUCCGGCGGCUCCGGCGGUUCCUUCCAGCGCGCGCUGGUUCUAGACAUGGCCCGGGUUCUGUUGGAGAACUACUGCUUCCCGGAGAACCUCCACGGCAUGCAGCACGCCAUCACGCAGGCGCUACGCAGCGGCGAGAUCACGAGCAUCACGGACCGCAGAACGCUGGCCGCAGUGCUGUCCGCCGGGGUGCAGGGCGCCCUCAACGACCCCCGGCUGGCCGUGACCUUUGAACCCGGCUACGUCGAACCUAUGGCAACGCCGGCGCUGAGCUUGUUGCCGCGGGAACAGCUGGCGCGUCUGGUGCGCGGCUCCACGAAGCUGGAGGUGAUGGAGGGUAACCUAGGUUACCUGCGGCUGGACCGGAUCGUGGGGCGGGAGACGGCGGCCCGGCUGGGCGCAGCAGGGUUCGGGUUCCUGCAGGAGAACGUGUGGAACCGCGCGGCUAGAACCCGGGCGCUGAUCCUGGACCUGCGCCACAGCGUGGGAGGCGAGCUCUCGGGGGUUCCGCAGGUCGUGACCUUCUUCUCCGACGCCGGAACGCCGGCGACCCUCAUCGAGACCGUCUACGAGCGGCCGAGCAACUCCACACGCCAGCUCUGGACGCUGCCGCGCAUCCCGGGGCAACGCUACGGCCGCCGCAAGGACCUGGUGGUGCUGGUGAGCAAGCGUACGAGCGGAGCGGCCGAGGCUCUGGCCUACGCGCUGCAGAACCUGAAACGGGCCAUCGUGCUCGGAGAACGCACCUCGGGGGGGUCCGUGAGGGUGGACAAGAUCCGCCUCGACGACAGCUCCGGGUUCUACAUCACCGUGCCGACCGCGCGCUCCACCAGCCCCGUGACGGGGCAGAGCUGGGAGGUCAACGGGGUCACGCCGUCCGUGCCCGUCAGGCCGAAGGAGGCGGUGUCCCGGGCCAAGGCCCUCAUCGUCGCCAGGGCGACCAUCCCGAGGGCGGUCCGGAGCGUGUCCGAGCUCAUCCGCAGGUUCUACGCGUCCAGGGACAAGGUCCGAGCGCUGCUCGAGCGCCUGGAGACCGCCGACUUCUUCGCCGUCGUCUCCGAGGACGAGCUGGCGGCCAAGCUCAACUACGAGCUGCAGGCCGUGUGUGAGGACCCCCGGCUGGUGGUCAAGACGACCGACUCCGCACCCGGCGACCCCGAGGAACCCACGGCAACGACGCCCGGCGACGACUCGUCGGACCUCGCUAGCGCGCUAACGCUACCGGACGACGUGUUCACGGUGGAGGUGCGGUCGGGGAACACGGGAUACUUGCGCUUCGACCGGUUCCCGGACGGCGCCGCGCUCUCUCGAUUGGAGCGGCAGAUGGUGCGGAAGGUGUGGGAGCCAAUCAGAGACACCGAGCGCCUGAUCAUCGACCUGCGCGCCAACACGGGCGGCCCCUCGGGGGCGCUCUCGCUCCUCCUCUCCUACCUGCACGAGCGCAGCCCACCUGUGCUGUUCUACACGCUCUACGACUCCGUCCAGAACAGCACCACGGAGUUCCGCACCCUCGCCACCCUGGGCCCGGUGUACGGCUGGCAUCGCGACGUCUACGUCCUGACCGGUCAACACACGGCGGAGGCGGCCGAGGAGUUUGCGUACCUGCUGCAGUCUCUUCGCCGCGCCACGCUAAUCGGCGAGAUCACCUCGGGGAACCUGCUGCACUCGCGCUCCUUCCGACCCGAGGGCACGCGUAGCAUCCUGGUCACCGUCCCCGUGCUGAACCUCGUGGACACACACACGGGCGAGUGCUGGCUGGGAGGCGGCGUGGUCCCGGACGCCAUCGUGCCGGCCGACGAGGCCGAGGAGACGACGGCCGGCGACAUCGUCGCGUUCCGCGGCGAGAUGCGGACGCUGGUGGAGGGGGCGGGGGCGUUGCUAGGCGACCACUACGCGUUCCCCGAGGCCGCGGCUCGGGUGCGGACGUUCCUGGAGGCCAAGCGGCGGGACGGCUCGUAUCGCUCCGUGACGGACUACGAGUCCCUGGCCUCCCAGUUGACCUCUGACCUCCAGGAGACGUCAGGUGACCACCGGCUGCACGUGUUCUACUGCGACGACGUGGAGCCCGAGGCCCCCCCUCCCCCUCCUCCCCACGAGCUGCCCAAGCUGCCGUCCAGCGACGACGACGACGACGACAACGCCGCCCGCGUCAUCGACGCGCUCUUCAAGAUGGACGUGUUGCCCGGCAACACCGGCUACCUGCGCUCCGACUCCAUGCCGGACGCCGAGGCUCUGAAGGCCGUCGGCCCGCAGCUGCUGACACAGGUGUGGGGGGUGCUGGUGUGGACGGAUGCUCUGGUCAUCGACCUGCGCUACAACACGGGCGGCUACUCCUCGUCCAUCCCGCUGCUCUGCAGCUUCCUGUUCGGCCCCGAGCCGUCGCCACGGCACCUGUACUCCGUCUACGACCGCGCAUCCUCGUCCACCACCGAGGUCACGACCCUGCCGCAGGUGGGGAAGGGCGCGCGCUACGGCGAGCAGAAGGACGUGUACGUGCUGACCAGUCACAUGACGGGCUCGGCGGCGGAGGCGAUGGCGCGCGCGCUGCAGGAGCUGCGGAGGGCGAUGGUGGUCGGCGAGGCAACGGCGGGCGGCUCUCUGUCCAGCGGAAUGUACCAGAUCGCCGGCAGCAUCCUGUACGUGUCCGUGCCCAAUCAGGCCGUGCUGAGCGCGGCCAAUGGGAAGCCCUGGAGCCUCUCGGGGGUGGAGCCUGACGUCGCCGCCCAGGGGGCCGACGCCCUCAACGUCGCCAAGAGACUCAUCGCCAGGCAACGCCAGAAGGACGCCAGGAGAGGGCGCGGCUAA